UAGUUUUUAUUUUGUUUUUUGAAAAAUUCAAAUAUUUAAAUUUUUGCGUGCCACUUAAUUCUUAGAUCUUUCACUCUAUACUUAUAUUGAAAAUGUGCUCACGCGAUCCAGCCUCCAAUCAGCUGAUCGAUUUCAAGAACAACGAUGCUGAGGCUCAAAAGGAUUGCACCACCUCGGGUGGUACGCCCAUAGGUGUCAAGGACGCCAUACAGACAGUGGGACCACGCGGACCUGCUUUGCUGCAGGAUUUCGUCUUUCUGGAUGAGAUGUCCAGCUUUGAUACGGAGCGUAUACCCGAACGUGUAGCCUAUGCCAAGGGCGCUGGCGCUUUUGGUUACUUUGAGUGCACGCACGACAUUUCCAAGUUCUGCGCGGCCAGCGUAUUCGAUAAGAUUAAGAAACGCACAGCGAUUGCCAUGAGAUUCUCGGUGGCUUGCGGGGAGAACGGUUCGGCGGAUACAGUGCGAGAGCAGCGCGGCUUUGCUAUCAAAUUCUAUACGGAAGAUGGCGUCUGGGAUGUGGUGGGCUGUAAUAUGCCGGUUUAUUAUGUGCGCGAUCCUUCGCUCUUUCCCAGCUUGAUACAUGCGCAGAAACGUAAUCCACAAACUCAUCUACGUGAUCCGGAUAUGUUCUGGGAUUUCAUGACGUUACGUCCGGAGACUUUGCAUGCGCUACUGAUGUACUUUAGCGAUCGUGGCACACCAGAUGGCUAUCGCCAUAUGCAUGGCUAUGGUGCGCAUACCUAUCGCUUGGUUAAUCCCAGUGGGGAAACAUUCUAUUGUAAAUUUCACUUCAAGACCGAUCAGGGUAUCAAGAAUAUGGAUGCCAGACGCUGCUCCGAGCUAAUGUCGUACGACCCAGACUAUUCCAUACGCGAUUUGUACAAUGCCAUCAAGAAGGGCAACUAUCCGAGCUGGAGCAUGUUUAUACAAAUAAUGCUCAACGAGGAGGCGAAGAAAUGCAAAUUUAAUCCUUUCGAUGUAACCAAAGUCUGGCCACAAAAGGAUUAUCCAUUGCUGCCAGUUGGACGACUGGUGCUCGAUCGCAACCCCACUAAUUAUUUUACGGAAAUGGAACAGCUCGCAUUUAGUCCAGCGCACUUUAUUCCUGGUAUUGAACCCUCUCCCGAUAAAAUGCUGCAGGGACGUCUGUUCGCCUAUGGCGACUCCCAACGCUAUCGUCUAGGCAUUAACUAUAUGCAAAUACCCGUCAAUUGUCCCUAUCGCGUGCAGGUGAAGAACUUCCAACGUGAUGGCAGCAUGUGCGUUACGGAUAAUCAAGAUGGCGCACCCAACUAUUUUCCCAACUCUUUCUGCGGUCCCAAGGAGAGCUCACGUGCGCUUGCUUUGCAAACUUGUUGUCCCGUUGCUGGUGAUGUCUAUCGCUAUAUGAGCGGAGAUACCGAAGAUAAUUUCAGUCAAGUCACCGAUUUCUGGACUUAUACUUUGGAUAACUGUGGACGUAAGCGACUCGUGCGCAAUAUCUCCGAGCAUUUGUCCAAUGCUAGUCAGUUCCUACAGGAGCGUGCCAUCAAGCUCUUCACCAUGGUGCAUUCUGACUUUGGACGUCUGAUGACCGAAGCUCUAAACACCGCUAGAAUCUCAAAAUUCUGAUAUGUGCUGAAAAAUGUUUGACUAAGCGUAUUGAUCUAUAAAAAAUUUAUAUGUGUGUGUAUGGUUAGCUGAUAGGGCCACGUAUUUAGCUACCAUCAUGGUCUUAUCGUGCUGUUUGUGGCAAAGAAAUAAUAAACGUCUGAUAACAAUCACGAA
Messenger RNA from Drosophila busckii, 1769 nucleotides. Its product is annotated as catalase. The transcript has a single exon. Bases 93 to 1613 code for a protein of 506 amino acids. Lineage: Eukaryota; Metazoa; Arthropoda; Insecta; Diptera; Drosophilidae. Gene Ontology annotation, molecular function: catalase activity; heme binding. Gene Ontology annotation, cellular component: peroxisome; mitochondrion; cytoplasm. Gene Ontology annotation, biological process: response to hydrogen peroxide; hydrogen peroxide catabolic process. The record is from RefSeq and is a predicted model, not a curated record.